UCGGGAAUGUGGGAGUGGAACCUGCUGGGGCCAUUGGCCGCGCGCCUCGUGCGAGAUGAGAGACGUGGCCGCAUCGCCAGAGGCGGGUGAAGCAGGGACCUCGGCCUUGCACGACCAAAGCCCCUCACAACCCGGGGUCGUUGGCAGGACAACGUAUGUGAAGCAUUACAAGUCUUAUCACCAGAGGUAGAGAUGUCUGUGCCCAGUAUCAAGAAAUCAGCAAGGCGACGUUUGGCGGGUAUCUCCCCUGCGGCGCUUGACGACGCGGAGAUCUCUGGCUUGCAAGAUCAAAGCCCAUCAGAGCUCGAUACGACCGAUGACAAGCCAAAGCGGAAACCAAGGACCUGUGCUAUCUGUGGGAGUAAUACUUGCAAAGGCCGUAUGAUACGCGCCUUGUGUACAGAAUGGUGCGGAAAGCGGAUGGCCGCGCUCCGAAUGGUGAAGAAAGGAAAAACUUGCGAUGUCUGUGGGAGUGGAACCUGCAAAGGCCGUGUGAAGCGCACGUUGUGUGAAGAACUACAAGAUGGCAAGCUGACGGUUCCUGCGACGCGCAGGGUGAAAAAGAAGGGCGCGGGGGAGGGCGUGGGAGAGGUGGAGACGUCUCCAUCCCCGAUCAGGAAGUCCCCGAGGCGACGGUCGGAGGGCAUCCCCUCUGCGACCGUCACUGCAGAGGGGAGGGGUGAAGCGAAGGCUGUUGCUGAGGUGGAAACGUCUCCAUCCAAGAACAAGAAAUCAUUGAGGCGCCAAUCGGAUGCCAUCUCCUCUGCGAAGUCUGAUGCGGAGAAGAAGGGCGGUCCGGGGCUUGUGGUUGAGAUUCCAGCAACACCGAAGAGGCGGUUGAUGCGGGACGGGAAAGUUGGGCGGGCAUCCAACGGAUCAGUCGAUGUGCAGCCACACAGACGAGCUCCUCGGCACCCCACAACCCCGACGCCAACAAACCUUCCCUGCCGCGCUACCCCACGUUCCAGUACGGCCAGCCCGUCCCCUCGCCGCUCCUCAACGGGCAAUUGCAUAACUUUCACCCCCACCUCUUCCGACUUCACCACUCACCUCCAAACAAUCGCCACAACCGUCUGGUCCUCCCGCAACCUGCUCAUCGGCAUCGGGGCGGGCGUCUCGACCGCCGCCGGCAUCUCCGAUUUCCGAUCAUCCGAAGGGUACUACCACACUGCGACGGGCAAGGAAGUCAAGAAGGGUCUAGAUGCGAAUGGGUUCUUUGACCAUCCGGAGGAGGCAGCCAGGGCGAUCUAUAAAGUUGGGGGGAUGCAUGCGAAGGCGGUUGGAGGCGAGAAAAGCACGACGGCGUUUCAUGAGAUGGUUAGGUAUUUGGAGGGGGAGGGGCACUUGUUGAGGCUUUAUUCGCAGAAUAUCGACAAUCUCGAUCAACUCCUUGGACUGGGGGACAGGCUGGUGAAGAUGCAUGGCGAUCUAUACCACCUCCGCUGCCCCAAAUGCUCGCUCGAAACACCCCUCCCCUGUGCUUACGAAAAGUUCUGGGCGCAAGAUUUCGACAAAGGCCCGCUACCCUUCUGCACGAGCUGUGCGAAGUUCGAGGAGGCACGGACGGAGGCGGGCAAGAGGAGCUGUGGACGUGUGCCGGUGCUGUUGCCGGCGAUUGUGAGAUAUGGGGAGGAGCAUUGGAAUGGUAUGUUUCGGUGAACAAGGGAUCGUCGCAGGGGAGCACGGGUGUGGUUUGUUUUGUUUUACGUGGAUCUCGCAAGUUUAUUUGGCCGCCAUUUCCCAUUCAUUAUCUGGUCCUUACACAGGCGAAGAACUCUCAUCCAAGAUCGAUGCCGACAUAGGAAAAGUAGACAUGUUGAUGGUCGCAGGCACGAGUCUUCGCAUUCCCGGGUUCAAAGCAUUCGUCAAAACCGCCUCUGA
This is a messenger RNA of Fimicolochytrium jonesii, 1881 nucleotides long. RefSeq names its product DHS-like NAD/FAD-binding domain-containing protein. The record is from RefSeq and is a predicted model, not a curated record. Lineage: Eukaryota; Fungi; Chytridiomycota; Chytridiomycetes; Spizellomycetales; Powellomycetaceae. Gene Ontology annotation, molecular function: NAD+ binding. The transcript is spliced from 4 exons. The coding region runs from base 193 to 1659 and encodes 488 amino acids.